AUGAACACCGUUAUUUGGGAUAUUGAAGGUGUGAUUAAUCAGAAACUUUUAACCUAUAUUUCGGAAGACGUUGAUGAUUUAACUCAGCUUACCGCUUCUAUGUUUUUGCAUGAUCUUAAAGAAACAGGAAUCCCAGAUCUUGAUGUUCUGGAUUCGUCGUCGUUAAAUAAAAGACAUGUUUACCGUCAACGUGUGAAACAAGAUUUAAGAAAACGGUUUCGUACUGAAUAUUUAGGAAAUUUACGCCAAUCAUCGAAAUCUCAUGAAAAUCAGAAACGCAUCCAAAUUGGUGAUAUUGUUCUGGUUUCUAGUGAUAACGUCAAGAAAAUUGAAUGGGCUCUGGCUAGAGUGGUCGAACUCUAUCGUUCUAAAGAUGGACAAGUUCGCAUAGUAAAAAUAAAACUGAAAAACAGAGAAUUUCUCCGUCCAGUGCUUAGGUUAAUACCUCUUGAAGUGACUGAUAAAAGUGACCCCUUUAUACCUGUAGCAGAACAGGAUUCUAUUCCCAAUGAUCGGAAGACUGUUGAAAAUCGUCUUUCAGAGAUCGCUUCUGACAACCCAGUAUUAGCUCAAAAGAUAACUCCUUUUAAGCAACGAACUGUUAAUGAUUUUUUCCCAGAGACUGCUCCUGAAAAAAGAUCCAGAUAUGGACGAUUAAUUAAACCUAGAAAUAGAGUUUGGGAUUCCCUGAAUGAAGAACCCUGUGAUUCAG
Molecule: messenger RNA, 712 nt
Organism: Stegodyphus dumicola
Lineage: Eukaryota; Metazoa; Arthropoda; Arachnida; Araneae; Eresidae
Source: RefSeq, a predicted model, not a curated record